Molecule: messenger RNA, 863 nt
Organism: Lotus japonicus
Lineage: Eukaryota; Viridiplantae; Streptophyta; Magnoliopsida; Fabales; Fabaceae
Exons: 3
Coding region: 489-830 (113 amino acids)
Source: RefSeq, a predicted model, not a curated record
ACCGACACAUAUGAUGUAUGCGUACAUGAGUCAAAUAACCGGUUACAACCGGUCAAAUUAACUUUUUUCAUUUUAAAAUUAGAUCCAAAGGUUGUCUGUAAUUGCAAAACGGGUUGGCAACAAAAUAACGGUCCCCGUUAGGGUUAACGUAUAGUAUAAAGUAGUUUGCCCCAAUUUGUUGAGUUUGUAGAGUCCUGAGUCAUUUUUUCCUUAGCCUCUCCCAUCUCAAACCGAUCCGAGCAUUUUCAAUCUCCACGGUACUUUGUAAUGGAGAAUCACCAUUUUUGAGUGCACCUCUCCCAUCUUCAAUUCGAUCUGUGCCGUCCUGCAUAUUUGUUGUCUGCGCCUCUCCCACAUCAAACCGAUCUGAGCUGCAUCUUCAAUCUCCACGGCUUGAAAUCAAUUUCUGAUUUUGAACGGAAAACACCACCGAGGUGAGCUAUGGUGGCACAUAAUUCUUGAAUGGAAACAUUGAUCCUAGUUGCUCGAUGAAAGAUGAUGAUAAACUGACAGAGGAAUUGGAUGAGUUGAACGUGGAAGAAAAAGAUGAAGAAGAAUAUACAGUGGAAGAAAAUGUGGAAGAAAAAGAUGAAGAAGACUAUACUGUGGAAUGUGAUUAUGCAGAAGAAACACUUAUUGAUGGUUCUGAUGCAACAAUGGAUAUCAACAAUGAAGAUGAUAUACUAAGGGUUGAUCUUAAGAAUUUUUGUGCUGAGAAAAUUUCAAAGUUGAGCUUCAUUAGUUUGGAUGUUGCGUAUUUAUUCUAUACUUGGUAUGGAAGGGUGAAUGUAACAUCCCGAUUUUCUGGUGCCACGGUAGUAUCAUGUUAAAGUAAAGAUGCAAUAUUUUCCAAACUGGAUUUA